Messenger RNA from Aspergillus sclerotioniger CBS 115572, 1652 nucleotides. Its product is annotated as sugar porter family MFS transporter. Gene Ontology annotation, molecular function: carbohydrate:proton symporter activity. Bases 15 to 1652 code for a protein of 545 amino acids. Lineage: Eukaryota; Fungi; Ascomycota; Eurotiomycetes; Eurotiales; Aspergillaceae. The record is from RefSeq and is a predicted model, not a curated record. Gene Ontology annotation, cellular component: membrane. The transcript is spliced from 5 exons. Gene Ontology annotation, biological process: transmembrane transport; carbohydrate transport.
CUUCCAACUGCAUCAUGUUUACCAUUAACAACGAUGAGCGGGCACGAUGGAAGAUCACCAGCCGGCUACAGCAGAAGCCCCUAUUAAUAGCCAUCAACUGUCUCGCCGGCCUCGCCAUCUUCUUCUUCGGCUAUGACCAGGGCAUGAUGGGCGGAGUCAAUGACUCGGCCGCAUACGUCACCCGGAUGGGACUUGGUUAUACAGCCAACGGCUCAGUGACCGUGACUAACACUCUCCUCCAAGGAGGCAUCGUUUCGGUAUACUACCUUGGAACUCUAGUUGGCUGUUUCCUAGGCGGACAUGUCAGUGAUCGGUACGGGCGAAUCAGGUCACUCGGCUUCGGAGCCAUCUGGGGAAUCAUCGGUGCGGCAUUACAAUGCACGGCCAUGAAUCCCUCGUGGAUGAUCGUGGCUCGUCUGAUCAAUGGCAUUGGCACGGGUGUACUUAACGCCACUGUCCCAGUAUAUGGCUCCGAACUGGCCGACUACGAAUCCCGGGGUCAGUUCAUUGCCAUGGAGUUUACAUUGAAUAUAUCUGGAGUGGCGGUCGCUUAUUGGCUGGGAUUCGGACUCAGCUAUAUUGACCAUGGCGAAUCCAAUUUUCAAUGGCGGUUUCCUAUUGCCUUUCAGAUUGUGUUCUUGUUGCUUCUUGUGAUAGGAUGUUGGGUGUUUCCUGAAUCCCCUCGUUGGCUGUGUAUGGUUGGACGUCGCGAAGAAGCGCUGUAUGUACUGCGACGACUUCGGGGCACCGAGAAUGAAGCAGCGGCCUUGCAGGAGAUGCGCGAGAUUGAAGCUAUUGUCGAGAUGGAAGCGUCUGGGGAUAGUAUCACCUAUUUUCAUAUGCUCUUUGGGUUGGGGAACGAAGAUUGGCAUAUUGCUCGACGCGUGCAGUUGGUGAUUUGGUUACAAAUUCUGCAGAGCUGGUCAGGAAUUGCUGGUGUUACCAUGUACGCACCUACAAUCUUCAAAAUCGCCGACUUCGACUCCCAAAAAACAAUGUGGAUCUCCGGACUAAACGAUAUCUUCUACACCUUAUCCACCCUCAUUUGCGUCUUCACUCUAGACCGCAUCGGCCGUCGAUGGACACUCUGGUGGGGAGCAGCCGGUCAAGCAAUUGCCAUGUUCCUCGCUGGAGGGUUAUCCCGUGGGGGAUUGACCCAUCCUCAAAGCCAGGCGGCAUGGGGAAUUGCCGCCACGGCUAUGGUCUACCUUUAUACCUUCAUUUUCGGUGCCACCUGGCUCACGGUGCCGUGGCUGUAUCCGGCAGAGAUCUUCCCACUCAAGGUACGCGCCAAGGGGAAUGCAUGGGGAGUGGUUGGAUGGAGUUUGGGAAAUGGGUCGCUUACCCUGGCCCUUCCGUACAUCUUUGCUUCUAUUGGGGCCAAUACGUUGCAUGUUUUUGGCGCCGUCAAUCUUAUUUCUAUCCCAAUCGUAUGGGCCCUUUAUCCCGAAUCAAGUCAGCGUACACUAGAGGAAAUUGAUCUGCUGUUUGCAGCUAAGUCGCCCUGGGUAUGGACGGCCGAGGCCAAUUUUAAAGCGCUACUGGCGGAGAAUCCAGAGCUCGGCGCCGGUGGUCGACGGAGCAGCAUGAAUGAAGCUGAAAAGGGCCUAAAAAUAGAGACAGAGCAUGCGGAGACGAUAGCGAGCCAGUAG